Molecule: messenger RNA, 1492 nt
Organism: Corvus hawaiiensis (hawaiian crow)
Lineage: Eukaryota; Metazoa; Chordata; Aves; Passeriformes; Corvidae
Product: C-type lectin domain family 5 member A-like
Exons: 3
Coding region: 54-710 (218 amino acids)
Source: RefSeq, a predicted model, not a curated record
CCCUCCAUUCCCAGCCUUUGACCUCAGUGCAAUUCCAUUUUGCUGUUUAGGAGAUGCUGAGCAAAGAUGAGAAAGGCUGGGUCGUGUUUGCUGUGCUGCUCUGUCUGGCUGGCUCCUGCCUGGUGAUUCUGGGCUGGUAUCACCUCCAGAGCCUGUGGGGGAAUCCCUGGAGCUCUGGUGACAAUUCUCAGCAGGGGCACUCAGGCACUUCUGUGGCUUUGACUGCCUCUCUGACCUCUUUUUUGUUGUGGCAUCCUCUGGGCAGUGUGAACGUGGAUUUUCCACACCUGUUCUUCCCUCAUGCAGGCUGCCCCCCAAAAUGGAAAAAACAUGGGAGAAAAUGCUACUUCUUUUCUCCAGAAAUGAAACUGAAGGACUGGAAUGCCUCCAGGGAUGAAUGCGCUGCCCUGGGCUCAGAGCUGGUGAUCAUUGACAGCACGGAAGAGCUGAAUUACCUUCUCUCACGAUCAAAACAUAAUUACUACUUACUGGGUCUCAGAUUCUCUCAAGAGGAGAAGAAGUGGAAGUGGCCCAACAACGUGGAACAUGACCCAGCCAUGUUUAAUAUAACUGGAAAAUAUCGCGACUAUCUCUGCACGGCCAUUGGAUUUGAUCAAGUACACACUGCACCUUGUUAUGGAUCCCCAACAACACAAAAUAUGUGUGAAAAAGCUGCAACAGUUUCAGCCAGGCUUCAGAAGGAGAGCUAAGAACAAGAGGUCCAGGCUGGAAUGUUAUCCCUGGUUUCCUGUAGGAAGUGUGGAUGGGAUGUGUCUCAUUUCUCUUUAACUACCCAAUCUCUGCUCCCAGGGUCUCCUGCAGCCUCCCUUCAGACACGUGGCCGAGCUCAGCCCACCCUUUCCCCGAUGCUGUCUGAGCCUGGAUGGAUCCCCCCUGGAGGAGCUGGCACUGGCACACAGGAGGAUCUGGGACAGACUCGUGCCAGAGGUGGCACUUCAAGGCAGGCACUGCCCGGGGAGAGGAGUCCAGCCUGGGGACGGGGUGAUCCCAAAGAGAUCCUGUCUCUCCCAGACACAUCCAUCCACAGCCCUGUGUUCCCAGCCCUGCCUGGGCACAAGGAGACCCUUCCCAGCCUGGCCACAGCCUGGCCUCACCUGCAGCCACAAGGGAAGGGCAGCACAGAUUUCCGGUUGGAUCCUGUAGGAAAGGGCAACCCCACACCAUUGCCAGGUCUCAUGGGCAGGAUGGACAGGACAAGUCAGGUGUGGGUGUGGAUAAACCUUCCCCUGCCCCUGACUGUCUGUUCCAAGAGCACACAGGAUCCCAGAGCCUGUGGGGGGAAUGGGAAUCAGCACAAGGGAAAAGAUCCUACAGCAGCACAGCUCUGGGCAUAAAAUCAGCCCCAGUCCUGUGUAGGGUGGGGAAGGAGUAUCAGAUUUAGGAUCUGCUUGGGAAGGGCACGAGAGGAUGGAGCCCAGCAGAGACCAGCAAGGCCUGAAGAACAGAGUCCCAGCAGAAGCUGAAGUGGGCA